GCUGUUCUUUUGUUUCUCUUUUUGCCACGGAAACGUCUUCCACGGUAUCAAGUGCGCUCCGUUGUAUUUUUUUUCUUCUACUUGUAUUCGCUCUAAAAUCGCAACGCGCCACCGGCAGCCGAGCAACCUUCGCGGGAAGCGCACACACACACUCUGCUACGCAGCCGCCAUACAACGGUCCUUAUCAUUACCACCAUAUCAUCUCCUCUCUUCCUUCUGCUUCUGUGCUGCAGUGGCGCCGUAACUUAUAGAAGAUUAGCAUCCUUUCUCCGUCUUUGUUUUCCUUUUUCCUAUUUUGCUGGCGAAUUAAGAUUAGAAAAAACAGUAUAUCCCUAUACACUGCCGUAGUACAUCACUUCUAUUUUCCUCAUUACCUUCACGAUUUUACAGAGGGAGUUUUUGUUUUCUCUUUUCGGCUCGUACGCCUUCGUACGCAUCUUUCUUCCUCUACUCUGCUCCUCUCGAACAAAAAAACAUAAGAGUGUUGUUUAAAAGCACUUGCCGAGUGUGCCGCUGUCCUGCCGAAAGACACAGCCACACCUGCGGAUCAUCGCGUGUGUGUGUGUGUGUGUGGGUGUGUGUGUAUGUGUUGUGUGUUUGCGCGUCCAGACAUAUACAAAGAGUCUUUUAGUUCGUCCUUUUUCUUUCUUAACGUCGAACGAUCUCGCCCGGCAGGAUGAACGACGGCGAAGAUGUCAUCUCCAACUUUAUGGCCAUCACCGGCUCAACGGAGGACGACGCGGUGAUGUACCUGUCCAUGCACGACUUCGACUUGCAACAGGCCGUGGUGCAAUACCAGCUCGAUCACCCCAGCGCCGGCGACUCCGCCCCGUCGCACCAGGAGAUGCCCUCCCCGAUCGUGGACAGCGGAUCCCCGGCGAGCCCUCACCCGCCCAUGUCCUACCAGAUGGAGGGCUUCGGGUCUCCGGCGGAGCCGCAGCGGCCGCCGACACCGCCGGAGGGCCGCAUUUUGGCCUCCGGCAGCAACGAAAACCUGCAGCGGCUUUUUGCGCGUCCCGCGUACGUCGUGGGCAGCGACAGCGCAUCGCUCGCGGUGGAGUGCACAAAAGCGGCCGACCGCAGCUGCUGGGUGGUGGUCGCCGUCGUGGACAACUCUUUUCCCUGUGAGUGCUUCACCCGCGAUGUGUGGGCCAGCGACGCGAUGCGCUCGUUGACCAGCGGCAGCAUUUUUUGCUACGAGGUGAACGUCACCCACUCGCGCGGCAUGACGAUUGCGGAGAGGUACGGCGUUGACGUGAGCCACCUGCCUUGCAUGUUCAUCGUGGACCCCGUCACGAAGUUCAAGGUGGAGGAGUUGAUGCUCGUCUCGACGGAGGCGUGGCGCUUCGACAGUGCGUUGGUGGUGGAUGCGAUCAUGCUCUUCAUCACGAGCCACGACCCCCCGCACGACCCCUUCGCAAACCCGACGGCAUCGUCGGAAGGGCGGGAGGGGAGUGCGACGGGGCGGGCCGGCGGCCAUGAAGGGGCUGUCGACAACCCGCUCGUGGUGGAUGUGGACAGCGAGGAGGAGGAGGUGAUGUCGCCGCCGACGGUGACACCCAGCGCGCGGGCGCAGUCCGGGCUGACCGAGGACAGCUUUGCCGUGGUGGCCCCCUCCCCCGUUACCCUAGACGAGUACCUUGUAGACGACGACGCCACCGACGCCUCCGCGGUGUUUAAGCUGCGCUGCCGUCUGCCGCACUCCUCGCCGACGCUGCAGCUGCGUCCUGACACGCCAGUGACAAAGCUGAUAGACUAUCUAGCCUAUCUUCUCUACACAGAGGAUAGAGAGAAGUACACGGUGCAGCCGCAAAUUAGCAUCUUUAGUGGGUUUCCCCCGCGGAACGUGACGUCGAACGAUAUGGAAGGCGUGUCGCUACGCACCUGGUCUGGCGUGCGCAGCGGUGACGUGGUGAUGGUGCGCGUGAAUGCGUAA
Leptomonas pyrrhocoris is the source of this 1936-nucleotide messenger RNA. RefSeq lists its product as hypothetical. Gene Ontology annotation, cellular component: nucleus. Gene Ontology annotation, molecular function: ubiquitin binding. The coding region runs from base 677 to 1936 and encodes 419 amino acids. The record is from RefSeq and is a predicted model, not a curated record. The transcript has a single exon. Lineage: Eukaryota; Euglenozoa; Kinetoplastea; Trypanosomatida; Trypanosomatidae. Gene Ontology annotation, biological process: proteasome-mediated ubiquitin-dependent protein catabolic process.